Molecule: messenger RNA, 2052 nt
Organism: Nicotiana tabacum (common tobacco)
Lineage: Eukaryota; Viridiplantae; Streptophyta; Magnoliopsida; Solanales; Solanaceae
Source: RefSeq, a predicted model, not a curated record
UACAUUACAAAUAAAAUCAAGAGAGCUCCUGGGUAAUAAUCUACCCACCACUCUAUGUUUCGAAGCUCAUGUAAUAAUCAACCAGCUCGAGAAGACACACAGAGUCAUAUACAUGUUCGCUCAGUUCUUUACAGAAUUUGAAUUUUUCCAAAUUGAAAGCUCUGAUAUAUGCUUCUUCUUCGCUAUAAAGAACCCUAGGGUUUUGUUAUUUAUUGGUUGAGUUUGAGGCGAAAUUGAAUGGCGAGUGUGUACAUUCCAGUACAAAAUUCCGAGGAGGAAGUUAGGGUAUCAUUGGACCAACUCCCAAGGGAUGCUUCUGACAUUCUUGACAUUCUCAAGGCUGAACAAGCUCCUCUUGAUCUCUGGCUUAUUAUCGCUAGGGAAUAUUUUAAACAAGGGAAAAUCGAUCAGUUUCGACAAAUAUUGGAAGAAGGUUCUAGUCCAGAGAUUGAUGAAUAUUAUGCAGACGUGAGGUAUGAGAGGAUCGCCAUUCUAAAUGCAUUGGGUGCAUAUUAUAGUUAUCUUGGGAAGAUUGAGACGAAACAAAGAGAAAAAGAGGAGCACUUUAUUAUGGCAACUCAAUAUUAUAAUAAAGCAUCUAGAAUUGACAUGCACGAGCCCUCUACUUGGGUUGGAAAAGGUCAGCUUUUACUUGCCAAGGGCGAUAUAGAGCAGGCAUUUGCUGCUUUCAAGAUUGUACUUGAUGGAGAUCGUGAUAAUGUUCCUGCUCUCCUGGGUCAGGCCUGUGUUCAGUUUAGCCGUGGACGAUAUUCUGAUUCACUGGAGCUAUAUAAGAGGGCCUUGCAAGUUUAUCCAGAAUGUCCUGCUGCGGUAAGGCUCGGAAUAGGUCUCUGUCGAUACAAGUUGGGCCAAGUGGAAAAGGCAAAGCAGGCUUUUCGUCGUGUAUUGGAGUUAGACCCAGAGAAUGUGGAGGCUCUGGUGGCACUAGCAAUUCUGGAUUUGCAAAACAAUGAUGCGUCUGGUAUUAGGAGAGGAAUGGAAAAGAUGCAAAGAGCUUUCGAGACAUAUCCCUACUGUGCAAUGGCUCUAAAUUAUCUGGCCAAUCAUUUUUUCUUCACUGGUCAGCAUUUUCUAGUGGAGCAAUUGACUGAGACUGCACUUGCUGUAACCACACAUGGGCCAACUAAGUCUCAUUCGUACUACAAUUUGGCACGCUCAUACCACAGCAAGGGUGACUAUGAGAAAGCUGGAAUGUACUACAUGGCAUCUGUAAAAGAAAGCAAUAAGCCGCAUGAAUUUGUAUUACCCUAUUACGGAUUGGGACAAGUACAGCUGAAGUUGGGAGAUCUUCGGAGUUCGCAGGCAAACUUUGAGAAAGUUUUGGAGGUUUACCCUGAAAGUUAUGAGACAGUGAAAGCUCUUGCACACAUUUAUGUGCAGCUUGGCCAGACAGAGAAAGCUCAGGAAUACUUGAAGAAAGCCACUAAAAUUGAUCCUCGUGAUCCCCAGGCCUUUUUGGAUAUAGGAGAACUGUUAAUCUCAAAUGAUCCUGCUGCUGCUUUAGAAGCCUUUAAAACAGCGCGGAAUUUACUUAAGAAGUCAAAUGAAGAAGUACCAAUUGAGUUACUCAACAACAUUGGCGUCCUCCAUUUUGAAAGGGGAGAAUUUGAGCUUGCUGCACAAAGUUUCAAGGAAGCCCUAGGUGAUGGUAUAUGGCUUAAAUUCCUUGAUGCUAAAGGACAGUCUGAUGAUCCAACUUCUGAAGGGCAUUUAUAUUCCAAUGGUGAAGCACGAUCUGAUAUGUUUAAAAGUGCACAAUAUCCAAUCAAUGCCAGUGAAUCUGUUCAGCAAUACAAGGACUUCCAGCUGUUUCAUAGACUUGAGGAACAAGGAAUUUCUGUGGAACUUCCUUGGAAUAAAGUUUCAACACUCUUUAACAUGGCAAGAUUACUGGAGCAGUUGCAUGACACAGAAACUGCUAGCAUCUUUUACCGCCUUAUCUUAUUUAAGUAUCCAGGUUAUGUAGAUGCUUAUCUGCGGCUUGCUGCCAUUGCAAAAGCUCGAAAUAACGUGCAGCUAAGUAUUGAGCUG